CCUGUGACAUCACUCCAGCUCUUAUAUACUGGGUGGAAUGGAGCCCAGCACUCCUCAGUUGAUUCGUGAAAAAGCCAACAGGACUCACAGCACAAGAGGCUGGAUCAGAACCUAAGAGAAACUGUCUGUUGGAGUCAUCUUGAUUUCCUGGUCUUGAGCUCUCUCUCUAUCUUAUUUUACUUUGCCCUGUUCACUCUCUCUCCACUCCUUCUAGCUUUGACCAAGAACCUUAUGGACUCGGGCCUAGCUUAAAAGUGCAACAUCUGUGGGAUUGUCAGCAAGAUGUCAGUGCAGUUGACCUUUGUGGUUUUUCUCUUUUUGACCAUUAAUGGACUCUGCUCAGAUGCUGAUCAGGAUAAAGAGGCAAUGGAAGAGGAGAUACUGAGCAGCCUCUUUACUUCAGAGGUACAACAGAGCAGACACAGCUCCCCCCUGUGGCAGAUGCCUGUCCUAAACAUGUGCCGGAUGCUGGCAAGGAUUAGUGAGCCCUGGCAGGAUGACUGGUACGCAAACAAGUUUCAGCCAGCUUAUGACCAGAGGGUCUCCACUGAUAUGAGCCAAACAUCACAGGAACUGAAUGACCUCCUGACCCUCUGCAGAGUUCUCCAGCCCAGAGAGCUUGACCAAGAAUACCUUGAGGUGGACCAGAACAGUGACAGGCCACUGAAACGAAAAUCCCCAUAUAUUCUAAAGAGGCAACUGCAUUCCAAGAAAGCGAGACGGCCAUAUAUUUUGAAACGAAGUUCAUUUUACUGACCCCAUGACCACCAAAAAAACUGACACUUUGCACUCUGUGAAUACGUUGCUAUUUUCACAGUAGUAAUAUCUAAGUGGUACUUGCUGGUUUAUGUGUUCACUUUGGUUUGCUUUAACUUAUUGUCUCACCGGAGUUGCAUCCUGUGUUCUCUUUUAAUAAGGGACUGGCUGUGUAAAUAAAAUGAAUAAGCAUCUACUGUACGUUUCCUUGAAAUAUUAUUAUAUUUGUUCAAUGAUUAUUUAUUUAUAUUUAUGACUA
Molecule: messenger RNA, 1015 nt
Organism: Hemibagrus wyckioides
Lineage: Eukaryota; Metazoa; Chordata; Actinopteri; Siluriformes; Bagridae
Gene: nts
Product: neurotensin
Exons: 4
Coding region: 283-756 (157 amino acids)
Cellular component (GO): extracellular region
Molecular function (GO): neuropeptide hormone activity
Source: RefSeq, a predicted model, not a curated record